Messenger RNA from Chaetomium strumarium, 1779 nucleotides. RefSeq lists its product as uncharacterized. The record is from RefSeq and is a predicted model, not a curated record. Gene Ontology annotation, molecular function: protein dimerization activity; RNA polymerase II cis-regulatory region sequence-specific DNA binding; DNA-binding transcription factor activity, RNA polymerase II-specific. Lineage: Eukaryota; Fungi; Ascomycota; Sordariomycetes; Sordariales; Chaetomiaceae. The coding region runs from base 1 to 1779 and encodes 592 amino acids. Gene Ontology annotation, biological process: positive regulation of transcription by RNA polymerase II. The transcript has 5 exons.
AUGGGCCGCAGGAAGAUCGAGAUUAAAGCCAUUAAGGACGACAGGAACCGCUCUGUCACCUUUCUGAAAAGGAAAGGCGGUCUCUUCAAGAAGGCGCACGAACUAUCAGUGCUCUGCUCUGUGGACGUCGCCGUAAUCAUCUUUGGCAGCAACAAAAAGCUGUAUGAGUACUCGUCAGGCGAUUUGAGAGAGUUAGUGGCGCGGUGGACCUAUCACGGUAACCCAAACGAACACAAAGGUCCGGCGGAUUUCAACGGUGCUGAUGAAGACGAUGACGACGAGAAUGGCACUCCGCCGCAAGGCGAAGGCAUGGAUAGCCAUGUGUUCCCUUCUCACAUGUCGGCGAUGCAGCCUCCCUUCCCUCAUAUUCGGCAUCACACGCCCUCGGCAUCGCCCCCGAUUCCUAAUGGUGUCUUCGGUCAGCACCCUGGAAAUGGUCCUCGCGGCCACACCCCGCAGCCUCAGAUCGGCUCGCGGCCACCAUCGCGGAACGAUGUUCGCCGAAUGGGCCCGACCAUGGUGGGCCAGCCGGUUGGGCCUCCGGGAGCUCAACCACCAUCAGUUAAUGGCUUUACAUUCAUGCAACAACCGGGCAUGUACAGCGCCCAAAACCCUUCCAGCAUGCCGCCUGCCAUCCCGCACGGGCUGCCCCAGCCUCACCACCCGUACCCCUACCCACAGCCGCAACCACAGGCACAACCACACCAAAUGCACUCAUACGUAGACGAGCGAAGACCCUCGGGACCUCCUCCAUUCGCUCCCCAGAGCCAAGGUCCCCCGGCAACCCGCCAUUCCCUUCCUCCGCAACCGGUUCCGCACAUAUCGCCCCCUCCCCCACAACCUCAGACAUCCGUCCCAGUGAAACCCGAACCACGCCCAGAACCGGUGGAACGGGCACGCCAGCCCCUUCUCUUGGAUACCAACAUCAAGAAGCAACCGCCCCGCAAAGGAGGUAGCAUAUUCACGCCUAUAGAUGAGAACCAGUCGGUUCUCUUGCAGCACAUAGCUGCGUUUCAAGAGACACCGCCCAGGUCCCAAUCCAUCGACGUUGGCAGCGUCUCGCGAAGUAGCAACUCUCACUUGCCCGCCGCCCCUCAUCAACGCCCAAACACCCAAGCACCACAGCCACAAAUCAAGAGGAACGGCUCUUUGGGGACAAUCCCAGAUACCGUUUUCACACCACCGUCACGAUCCAAUAGUAUGCAGGCGGGUGGUGCCGCGCGGCCACGGUUGAAGGUACAAAUUCCGGAUGAGUCGGAUGGCGGGAGCACUACCAAUGGCUCAACGUCUCCCCGGAGAACGACAUCGACCGACGUCACUUCCCAGCCGUCGAGACGCCCUGCGGACUCACAUACCUCUGGCGUCGUCCUCCCGCCUCCUUCACCAUCAGCUUCGGCAAUGCCGAACGAGACGCUGCUCUCGGCGGGAGCCACGGGGCCGCCGAACCCCUUCGCCAGGCCGCUCCCUCACCAAAACAACAACAAUAACAUGAACAUUGAUACGCCAGUGUCUGCCUUGCCGUCUCGGUUCCUCAACAACGAGUUCUUGCCGAGUCCGAGCAGCUUCUAUCCGGACUGGAACUUCCGCGGUAACGAUAGCAAUACACUUCCGAGCCCGCUGAACUUUGCGACCCCGGUGGUUGGAACAGGCCCGUCAUUUCUGAGAGACGACCCUUUGUCGUUGAAGAGAAAGAGUCCAGAAAUUAGCGGUUCUAAUGGAGCCCAUCCUGAGCCGAUUGACACGGGGAGCGAUGCGAAGAGGACGAAGGUCGAAUCUUGA